Messenger RNA from Podospora pseudocomata, 342 nucleotides. RefSeq lists its product as uncharacterized. The transcript is spliced from 2 exons. The coding region runs from base 1 to 342 and encodes 113 amino acids. NCBI's taxonomy places the organism in Eukaryota, Fungi, Ascomycota, Sordariomycetes, Sordariales, Podosporaceae. The record is from RefSeq and is a predicted model, not a curated record.
AUGAUGUUGCCCUUUACCGAAACCCAGUCCAAAAACCCAGAGACAGAGAAGAGCAAUGCCUCAAAGUUGACUCCCCGAUACCAAAAAAGAGUUCAAAACGGAUGGGUCGUGAUUCUUACAGACUGCAUCUCAUCCCUCCUUCGCAUUACUCUGGUUCGAUGUCGGUGGCAUGUCAGGAGUGGAGGGCUUGGCGUCAGACCGACCAACCUUGUCCUGGAGCCUUACUGCAGGAACCCUCGUGAAAGGGGAAUUGAGUUUGGGUCGUCGCCCGCGUCGCCAUUUAAGCGUCGGGCGCGCUCCGUCUUCUCCUUCCACUCCGGAGUUCCCGCUCGGUAUCCAUGA